AUGGAGCCACUACAACCUGGAAAAGCCCUGGGGUCACAGCCGCUUUUGGGAGGGCCCCUGGGAGCGUCCCAGUGGACACCACCACUUCUGGGAACUCCCCUACAGGCUUCGCCGCCCCUGGGAGCCCUUCGGGGCGCCAUCGCCCCUAGAAGGGUCCCUGAGAGCGCUGCCGGUCUGACCAAGCCCCUAUGGUUAUUGGCUCCCAUAAAAAGGGCCCUUGGAGGCGCUCCCGCCCCUAGGGGGUCACCUGGGGAAAACCCUGGGGGCGCCACCGGUUCUGGGAAGGCCCCGGGGUCGGCGCCUUCCCUGGUAGGGCUUCCGAUACCCCUGGGAGGGUCCCUGGGGACGCUUUCGCCCCUGGCAGAGCCCCUCAGGGAGCCACUACAACCUGGAAAAGCCCUGGGGUCACAGCCGCCUUUGGGAGGGCCCCUGGGAGCGUCCCUGUGGACACCACCACUUCUGGGAAGUCCCCUACAGGCUUCGUCGCCCCUGGGGUAA
Molecule: messenger RNA, 498 nt
Organism: Homarus americanus (American lobster)
Lineage: Eukaryota; Metazoa; Arthropoda; Malacostraca; Decapoda; Nephropidae
Product: myocyte-specific enhancer factor 2B-like
Exons: 2
Coding region: 1-498 (165 amino acids)
Source: RefSeq, a predicted model, not a curated record